Molecule: messenger RNA, 2634 nt
Organism: Babesia sp. Xinjiang
Lineage: Eukaryota; Apicomplexa; Aconoidasida; Piroplasmida; Babesiidae
Gene: paa-1
Product: Polyadenylation factor subunit 2
Exons: 2
Coding region: 1-2634 (877 amino acids)
Cellular component (GO): mRNA cleavage and polyadenylation specificity factor complex
Molecular function (GO): protein binding
Source: RefSeq, a predicted model, not a curated record
AUGGUCACUCGUUUUACGUGGGCCUGGCUGUACGCUGCAUCAUUGUUGUUAACUCAUUUCCACUUCAUUUUCACACACUGCGCUUCAGUUCGUAAUCUCUGUGUCCCAUUAGCCUGUUUUUCCAGACCUUGGGCUUUCGUUAUAUGGUCACAAGAAAGCUCACCUUCUGUAAAUAACGCGGGUUCUCGUGAUCUACGUUGUUUUCGAUCAUUAGCAAAAUCUAGUGGCAAGGGUGGUGCUAAAUCAGUAAAAAAGUCAUCAUUCAGUGGAACUUUAGCCGAUCGUGAUUCUUUGAUCGAGCGAUCUUUGGCUCUUGGGAUCCCACGUGAAGAUAUAGACGAUUGCCUGAAGCAGUUUGUUGUGAUCAAGGGUGGUGGAUCGAAGGAAAAACCCGCAGAGUCGUCCACUAGUGGCUUGUGCAGCGAACUACACAUCGCUGAAGGUUCAGAUAAAUCGUCAGAUAGCUCUGCUGAACCUAAUCCCGCAGAGCCGGCCAAAAAAACACUACCAAGACGACUGUUAAGGAAACAAAAGUAUCUACCAGAAAAGGGUGUUGAGUAUUCUCUAUACGAGGCUAUAGACCGUAUCAAGCUUAUAUCUGGUGUACGUUUUACGGAAGGUAUAGACGUUGCGUUGCAUGUUCCUUUGACCCCCAAAAAAAUACGUGCAACUGCUGGACAAUAUGCAAAAUUGAUCACAAUACCUUACCAGUCACUGAAAUCACGUAGGUGUCGUAUAGGUGUAUUUGCUAAACCUGACAUCUGUGAGCAGGUACGUGCUCUGAAUGCUACAAAGAUUGCAUUUGUUGGAGGUGCGGAACUUAUUGACAAAUUUAAGGCUACCGAGGAGUAUCCUGAGGUAGAUUUCGUCCUUUCAGAUCUUGCAACGUUCCACAAACUCUCGGCAAUUGGACGGACACUUGGGCGUCGUGGUUUAAUGCCAUCUUUGACAGUUGGAACUUGUAUACAGCAUACACAAGAUCUGUUGGAGAAAGUCCAAGACGUUGAGAAUCGGAACACGUUCAUAUUACGUGCAGAUCGUGCGGGUGAUAUCAAGUGUAAUUUUGCUGAUGUUACUAUGCCCACUGAAGAGAUACGUGAGAACUUACUUGAGAUUGUGAAGUAUCUACGUACAAAUAAACCAUUUUUUGCAGGAUCACAACUAUUAUCUGCCGCUUAUGUUUCUUCUAGCAUGGGUCCAUCCUUUCGAAUCAAUUUAAGGGACCUUGGAUGCCGUAGCCGUACUAAACAUCGCCUUCGCCCUUUGUUCAUAAGUUACCUACUGGCAUUUUUGAAGAUGGCAGAGGAACCGGCAGAUUCGAUCCCGCUGGCCCAGCGUAUGGGCAUUGAUCGUAUUUGUAUCGACUAUGCAUCAACGGUUGUUCCGUGGCUGACCCAGGGUAAAUACGAGAAACGUUUACGUAUACCACGUCACAGGGACACCCCUCUUGAGUUUAAUAGUGUACGUCCAAAUUUCUGUUAUUCAAGUUUUACCAACAACUACAAUGGAGUAUGCAGUAACCUUGCACAUGCCUCUUUCAAUCGUAACAAGUUCCCAAUAGUAAGUCUUCGAUGGUUUCCUAAUGGGAAGACGCUAUUGGCUGGUAGUCAGGGUGGUAAACUUAUAAUGUGGAACGGUUUAACGUUCCAAUUCGAUGAUAUCAAGCGUUACCCCGUGAGCGGAGGUAGUGUGACCGCACUUGAAUGGUCACCUGAUGGUGAUUAUUUGAUAUCUGGUGAUGAGUAUGGUAAGCUUGCGUUAUUAUCCCCGGCUCUGAGUCUACUGGAUAACACGUUGUUUGAAGGUCUAAACAAACCAGUGUUGGAUUUGUCAAUGUCUCAAAACGGGUCCAAGGUAUGCGCAUGUGCGGAUACAUAUUCUCCUCAUAUCUGGGAUGUACAACGUCAUGAACUAGAGGGGAUAUUAACGGGUGCACACGUGGACAGUUCCAGCGUAUCCUGUCUACAAUGGCACCCAACCAAGUCAUUGAUAGUUACUGGUAGUAAGAUCAACGUUGUGUCAUUAUGGGAUCCUUCUAAUCGUCGUCAGAUAUCAACUAUCCAUGCUCACAAGGCGCCUAUUUGCAAAGUGUCGUGGAACCCUGAUGGCUAUUCAUUUUUGACAUCGGGUGUUGACGGUCUUGUAAAGCUCUGGGAUCUUCGUAUGAUGAAACAGCUAUUAGUCUAUAGGAUCGCUAGUAAUGUACCUGGGACAUCCACGCUCAAUGCAACUAACCCUACGCCACCUCCUAUGAAAAUGUUGACGGUACCGACUACCAUAGGUUGGAACCCUGUGCAGCGAAAUGUCUUUGCGGUUUGUGAUAACAAAUCACGUAUGUUUUUCUUUUCAAGCCACUUUUCGGAACCUUUGGUUGUUAUUAACCUGAACAUAGCUGAUGAUCGUGACACUGCUACUCUGGCUAUGGAUUGGCAUCCUAUGGGUCAUCUGCUUGCUACCUGUUCUGAUGACCGUAUUGUACGUUUCUGGAGUAGGCCCCAUCCUGGCGGUUUGAAUAAACAGCAACAGGAUGCUAAAGAAUUUGGUGAUAUCGAAUUUGUUAAGUCAUUCCCGUUAACACGUUUCCAAUUGGAUGGGAAGCUAGACAUUUCGUCAUUCACAUCAGUGAAUCGAUAA